Aspergillus ruber CBS 135680 is the source of this 2047-nucleotide messenger RNA. RefSeq lists its product as uncharacterized. The transcript has a single exon. The record is from RefSeq and is a predicted model, not a curated record. The coding region runs from base 253 to 1920 and encodes 555 amino acids. NCBI's taxonomy places the organism in Eukaryota, Fungi, Ascomycota, Eurotiomycetes, Eurotiales, Aspergillaceae.
AGAAUGAGUGCUUAGCUAUCUAAACGAGUGUGUGUCCGUAUAUGAGGGAUCUGUCGGCCUCGAUAAUCGGACAAACUAUUGAUCCACCUCGACUUUCAUCACCUCCUAUAAUUGCCUUUUUCGAGUGUAUCGCCGUAUGCUUCUCCUCUGGCUCUCACAGAGUAAUUAGGAGCUUUAGUUCCUUUAAUCCUUUUUACUUAAUGCUUUCACUAUUAUCAGUUGAUUAUCAUCAUUUAAUUAUCAUACUUCUCCAUGUCAGGCCUUCCACAUCCCCCACGAUUCAUAGAUCUUCCCUUAUCAAUUCGCCAACGGAUCUAUGAGCAUCUUAUUCCACGCGAUGAGGUCCAAUUUCCCACGAGAAGCUUGGCCAGACCACAUUAUUUUGAAAUCACAGAAUGCGACAGAAACUGCCGGAACUUGCUACUGGCAUGCCGCUUGGUUUACAAUGAGCUGGCACCAAUUGUGUACUCAACGAAACACUUUAUCGACCAAUACCGAAAUUCCCACCUUCAGAGACUGCAGAGAUUAACACCAACUGCUAUUCAGUCUCUUGUUAAAUUGACUAUUUUUCUUAAUGUCAGCAGCUGUGAGCCAGGGUGGCCAUGCUGCAAGGAGCGGCCAAACCAUUCUCACCCUGGUUGUGCCCACCAUGAUGGACCUCUCAGUGCAAGGUCACCGCACUACCAAGAAGUCAUUUUGGAAUGGCACCGCACUGUUGACCAUCUUGCACCAUAUAUUCAACCAUCUCGUCUUCAUCUAUACUUCAUUUGUGAUGUCGCUGAUACAAGUGCUGCUGUUGCUGUUGUCACGCCAUUAAUGAACCGGGGCCUUCCCUUACUUGCUGAGUGCAAUAUCCGCCUUAGCAGGGACAUUGAUCCUUCAAUCCAAAAUUUGGCCCACCGAGCGGCAGAACAAUCCACGGGCCAUUCAAUAAAUGUUGCUACCGAACCACAUACACCAUUCCCCUUUCUAUCUUUACCCGCUGAGUUACGACUCCAGGUCCUCCAGCAUACAGAUCUCGUUACGCCAUAUCGUCAAGUUGACUGGAAUCCCCGUGAUGGAUAUUACUUGCACUAUGGUGUGAGAGGCUGCGACUGGAAUUGCGAUCCUGAUGAUCACCAUGGGUGCCAGUUUCGACAAUGCUGGAAAAACCUCGAUGGUCAUGGGUGUUUUUGUUCUCGAUAUCAUUCCGCUUUCUCAAAACAUUGUCGGUGUUGGCGCCCGCCUAGCCCUCUGUUUCUUGUCAGCAAGGCCUUACGGGACGAUGCGCAAGAAGUGUUUUUCACGCAGAAUCGCUUCAUCAUUGCUCCGAUUGAUGGGUAUGGUGAGCCUGCAAAAACAGUUUUGGAGCGUUUUGAAGCAUCUAUUUUCUUGCAGGAUAUUAUUCCUGCACAUUUCUUACCCCGCCUGAGAUUCUUGGAAUUUGUAUUUCCACCAUUGGAUGAAGAGUAUCUCUCACCACGAUGCUCAGCACUCCACGAUUGGGAUAAUACAAUAGAUAACAUUAUGAAAAAGCUGGACCAUCCUAACUUGACACUGCGCAUUUACUUUGCAGACUUCUAUGAUGCUAGCUAUGCCUCGCCCUUCCGCAAGAAGAUUACCCGUAAAGAAGGCAUGACCAAAGUGGCUAGUGCAUACAUGCGCAUCGUGCGCCCUCUUGAAAGAUUGAAAGUCCAUGGACUCAGUCAGUUAUUUGUGCAUGCAGCCUGGCCGUGGUCGUGGACCGAAGAGGGCCGGAAUACACGCAUAUGGAAGAGACACAUUGUCGAAAAUGACGUAUCGGUUAUUGAACGGCGGCUGGAGAGAAGGGUAAUGGGAGAGGAGUAUGAUAGCGUGCAGUUAGGAAAAAAGGAGCUUGAGAAGAGCCAAUGGCUCAAGGCGCAUGAGAGGUCAGAAGAAUUUGCCUCGGUGAUUGACUAAGGGCUUUAUUGUGUUCAUGGACGGUUGUGCAUAUGAUGUAUACUAUAUCCAGCACCUUACUUUCUGGUCAUGAUAAUCUUGCAAAGUUGUUACAUUAUAUUCUUCAUGACUCGGGUGUUGGGGGGGG